GCACGUGUAGUAGGUGAUGGUUGUUUACAUAUUCAUUGAUCAUAAUUUAUCUUAUUUACAAAAUGUUUAAGUUCGACUUUAAUGUUGAAGCAGAUAGCAACAAUCCGUUCUGUUAUGAAAAUAUUGCGAACGAAAAGGAAGUAAUAAACACGUCAAGCAAGACUGAUAAAACAGAAUGGUAUAAAUCGGAAAAAGUUGCAAUUGGUGUGGAUAUAUUGGAUAACCUAGAUGUUUAUAAGUUGAAUGCCACCAUUUUGAACAUAGCUGAUGUUCCAAUUCACCAUAUCGUCACAGGAUUUCUGAUUGAACAUAUAACAUGUAAUGACAGUGAUAAUAAGGACAUCGCUAAAGCCGAACAAACCCAUUCUGAUCUCAUACCAGGUGUUUAUGAAGGCGGUGCAAAAAUUUGGGAGUGUACCGGUGACCUGCUUCAAUAUUUAGCUAAAACUAUCAAACCGCAAAAUUGGCAUGGAAGACGUGUGUUAGAUCUGGGCUGUGGCGCUGGUUUACUGGGUAUUUACGCAUAUAUAUGUGGCGCGUUAGUGCACUUUCAGGAUUAUAAUAAAGAUGUACUAACACAAAUUACAAUACCAAAUGUUAUGUUAAAUGUGAAAACCCCGUCAAAAUCUGUGGAUGAUGGGUCUGCUGCUGCAGAAACAGAAAUAGAGGAGAAUUUUGACAUUGAAUCACUGGAAGAAAAUCUACAAUUUUAUUCCGGCGAUUGGUGGGAGUACGUGGAACUGACGACAAAAAAUGACGAAGACAAGACAAAUAAGUUUGAUUAUAUUCUUACUUCAGAGACUAUAUACAAUCCGCAAAAUCAACAAAAAUUAUUAGAUACAUUCUAUGCAAAAUUAAAUACCAACGGCGUUGUGUUAGUAGCAGCAAAAACCUAUUAUUUCGGUGUUGGUGGUGGGCUACGGCAAUUCGAAGAACUGAUAACUUCUGAUAAGCGUUUUCAAUUUAAAGUGGUCUGGUCAAGUGUGGACGGAGUAAAACGAGAAAUAUUAGAAUUAAGUUUAAAGUAAUUGUUGGAUUAAAAAAUAAAAAAUUCCAGAAAAUCGAUUGUUUUGUUGUCUAGAAUUAUAAGCGUGUUGAGGCCUUGUAAAUACAUAUAUUGAAAAUA
Bactrocera tryoni is the source of this 1126-nucleotide messenger RNA. RefSeq names its product histidine protein methyltransferase 1 homolog. Gene Ontology annotation, molecular function: protein-L-histidine N-tele-methyltransferase activity. Bases 63 to 1028 code for a protein of 321 amino acids. Gene Ontology annotation, biological process: peptidyl-histidine methylation, to form tele-methylhistidine. The transcript is spliced from 4 exons. NCBI's taxonomy places the organism in Eukaryota, Metazoa, Arthropoda, Insecta, Diptera, Tephritidae. The record is from RefSeq and is a predicted model, not a curated record.